Molecule: messenger RNA, 1434 nt
Organism: Raphanus sativus (radish)
Lineage: Eukaryota; Viridiplantae; Streptophyta; Magnoliopsida; Brassicales; Brassicaceae
Exons: 7
Coding region: 1-1434 (477 amino acids)
Biological process (GO): regulation of gene expression
Cellular component (GO): peroxisome
Molecular function (GO): DNA binding; RNA nuclease activity
Source: RefSeq, a predicted model, not a curated record
AUGCGGGCGAGGGCUGAAUACGCGACAGCUAAAAUAGCGGUGUGGUGGGACAUGAAGGACUGUCCGAUUCCGGAUUGGUAUGAUGCUAGUCAGAUCCGACAGAGACUAGAAGGGGCGUUCAUGGAACGAGGCUACUCUGGUCCAGUCUCCAUCACUGCCUAUGGUGACCAAACAAAAACCUGCGAUUUCAACCUAAAAGGGCUCUUUUACACUGGAGUCUCUGUAGCACACACCAGAUCCGAAAGCAUAAAGUACGUCAUGCAUCGGGACAUGGUGGAAUGGCGAGGUCAGAAUCCUCCUCCGGCAACAAUGAUGAUCAUAUCAGAUGAGCUGCAAGGUGUCUUCGAUUGGGAUCUGCUCCGGCUACAACAACGGACGCGAUACAACCUUUUUCUGGCUUAUUCAUUUGAGGUGCCUAAUGUUGCAAUUAUCCUCUCCACAAGUGCAGAGUGGUGCUGGAAACGUUUACUAAAUAGUAAACCAAGCAGAUUACGUGCUGUUCAAUGUGCCAAGUUGUAUUGCAGUUCGUGCAAUUUCGAUUGCCGGAACGUGAAUAAAUUCAAGAAGCAUCUCUCGAGUUAUAAGCACUUACGACAAGAGGAUGUAAACCCUACGUGCGACGAAGUCAUACGUGUAACGGAGAGCUGGGGAAUGAACUACAAGGCUACUCCUGAAUACGCCACAGCUAAAAUACAGGUGUGGUGGGACAUGAUCGCUUGUCCGCUUCCCCAAGGUUAUGAUGCUCGUCGGGUCCGUCCCAGUCUAGAAGCAGCAUUUAAGGAACUAGGCUACUCUGGUCCUGUCUCAAUCACUGCCUAUGCCGACCAUAACCAUACUCCCCUCCAAGCUCUCUCUUCCACUGGUGUGGAUGCUGUGCACGUCGUUCCCUAUUUCACAGGCGUGUCCUCAGAUGUGCAGAAGUGGCAUGAUAAGAAUCCUCCUCAGGCUGCUGCUAUAAUGAUGAUCAUAUCGAAUCAUGUGCAUUUGUAUGAAGAUUUGCUUGUCAAUCUACUCCAAGAGAAUAAUUACAACCUUUUUGUGGCUUAUUCAUUUAGGCCUACCAAAAUGUCAUUCCUCCUCACUUCUGCAGAGUGGCUCUGGGACAGAUUACUUUCAGUUUCAGAGAAAAGUGCACAGUUUCUUCAGAAGUGCAGUGAAAGUGAAAGCGGUGAACCUAGAGCAAUGUUUUAUUGCAAAUUCUGCAGCUUUGCUACCAAAAGCAUUGAUAAUUUCAGGACACAUCUCUCAACUGAUGAAGCACAUGCACAAGAAGAGAAGAGAAUUCCUGCGUAUCAUUAUUCUACUAUUGAGAGCCACAGGCUAGCCCGAGUAACUCAGUACCGUCGAGAUCACUGCCGAGAGGCAAACGAAAAGGUAUCGAAAGAGCAAACGCAUGAAGAAAGCGAUCCGUACGGGUUUUGGACUUCUUCAUAA